AUGCAGGAAGAAAUACAGAAAAUGAAGGAAAUCGUCCUUAUUUACCUUGACAGAAGUGGUGGCCUUCAGAAAUUUGUGCACGACUGCAAAAAAUAUAACGACUCAAAACAAAGUUAUGCUGUUUAUCGUUUUGUUAUUUCAAUAAAUCCUUCUGAUAUUGCUGAAUUGGAUGCAACUCUUGGAAACUACAUUCUUCAUAAUCCCAUAAAAGCUGCAGAGAUUUUUCAGUCAGUAUGUUUUGUAGCUAUUAAGACAUUAUCAUUAAUUGAACAAUUGCAGGCAGAGGCCCAGAUUAGUAUACUGCUGAAGCCAACACAUUUACCACCUUUACCAAGUUAUGUUCUCAGUCUUUCUGCAUUUCCAUUUAACUACACAUCUCAUAGAUUUUACAUGUCUGAAGGAAUAGUCAUUGCAAUGGGAAUUGUAACAAAAUAUACACAAGGAGCAAGAUUUCUUUGUACUGAGGAAACCUGUCCAUUCUCUGAAGGGUUUAGGUACAUAAGAGUGCAUCUGCCUGGAGCUACAGAAUCUGCCACAGUGAGGAAUGAUUUUGUGUGCAGUUUAUGUUCCUCACCCCUGCAAGAAGAUAUGAAGUUUAGAGUACUUGGUGAUAAACAAAUAGUUGAAAUGAUUGAUGCAAAAGUUCUUAAUGCUUUAAAAGGAUAUUCCAACAAUAAAUCGCAUUUUAGGAUUCAGACUUUUACAGUUUUCUUGAGAGAUGAACUGGCCAAUAGAAUGACAAUAGGAGACCACUACAAGAUUAUAGGAAUUCCAACUUGUGUACAAAAUGGCCCACAAGCUACAGCAUGUAUAGAAGUCAGUAGCGUACGGCUCUGUAAACCAAACGGUCCUUCUUUUAUCGGUGAAAAUUUUAAGUAUCUGUUCUCACUGACUUCAGAUUCAUGCUGGAGGUUUACAGCCAUACUGGCCAAUAUCUUUGCUUCUCAAGUUGUUCCACCAGGCACUUACAACACUCUGAAACUCGCACUAUUGCUGAGUCUAGUACAGACGUGUGAAAAGGAAAGUGCUGAUUACCUGGAUCUGUUGGUUGUGACAAGCGACGCCUUAGUAAUUGAUAGGCUUUUGAAUUACAGCGUGUGUCUUCUGUCUCGUGGCAUACGACACCCAUCCUCUAGUGACAUCUUUCCUUCUGUAUCCAAAGAUAAACAUGGAACUGGAAGUGCUAGUAUUCAAGCUUGCAGCAUUCUGCUUGCUAAGGGGGGUAUCUGUUACAUAGGAGACUUGUGUACCUACAAAAAGGAUAAACUGGAACUUCUACAAUCCGUUCUAGAGAGCAGGACAACAACACUGUUCAUUCCUGGGAAGAAGUAUGGAGAAGAGGCUGACCAACAAGUUACUGUUUCAGUUCAGACCAAUUUUUGGUCUUAUGUAGACGUGGGUUCUUCCUCAAAGAAACACAUGCCGAAGGACAGCUUUCUGAUCGGGCAGAUGGACUUGAGCUUGCUUCCACCUAAUCUUCUAGAUGUUUUUGGGCUUUUGAUAUACGAUGAAUUUCCUUCAUGUCGACUGUCUUUUCCUCUUGUGCAUCACGUCCUGAAAAAAGCCACUAAUCCUGAAGCCACCCUGUACAGAGUCUCACAGCAGUUCAGAACACAGGAUUAUGAAGAGUUUAUUUUGUUUGCUAAGAAUCUCCAUGUUGAAAUGAGCUCAGAAGCAGAAAACCUCAUUCAGGGCUACUAUCUUGCGAGUCGCAGAGUGAGAAGAGAUUCUACGCAUGGAUCAAACUUAUCAGCAUCUGCACUAAAAAUUCUGAUUUCACUGUCUAAGGCUCAUACCAAGCUAAGUUUAAGAAAGAAGGUACUUGAGGAAGAUGCGCUGAUUGCCAUCUUGCUGCUCGAAUCGUCUCUUACCCUAAAGCACGGUAAGUCUGCACUAUGCAUCGAACCAAAUGCUGUAUUUCCGGUUGACCUCAGUAACGAGAGCUCCCUGCAACAGAGAGAUAUUUACCUACGGAAGUGCCACCAUCAGCUGCUUAAGUUUAUCAGUGCGUAUGGCCCAGGAAUUCAUGUUAACACUAAUGAGGAGUGAAGUAAAGCCCAAAGCUCCUACUUUACCCUUCUGGGCCUGGGGUUAAGGAGAAACACACAACCAUCUUUUUAACGCUUUCACAAGAUAGGUCAGUGCUAUUUUGCUAAGGAUUAAAGCAUAGCUGACAGGACCUAAUUGCAAGUUUUCUGACAGUGGUGCUGAAAGGCAGAGGUGGCUGUUCCUGGCUACCCCUACUUCUGUCACUUAAAUGGACAAGUUUUUUAUUAAGGCUACUACUAACAAUUAAAAUAGGAAUAGAGAACCUGGCAUUUCAUUUCAACAAUGUGAAACUUCUGUAGUUUUUCUUGUUGCUUCUUUUCACAUGUAUUACCCAGUAAGGCAUAGUUUAAAUACAUUACAACCACUUUUCCAGUGUAAGACAACUUUUUAAAAUUAUUAUUCAUGUACUAGACAUAAAUUUUAAAAUGUAUUAAAAAAGUCACCAUACUGCUUGAUGUUUUAUGUCUUGCUUUUACACUAUAGCAACACAGUAUUAGACCAGGAUGUUGGUAUGCUCCUGCAGUUUGAAAAAAACAGUAUUUGCACAACAUGAACUUAUAUAAAAACUGGAAGGGAUAGUAGAACCCCACAGGAAAGCAAAAAAAAAUAGCAGACCCAGUAGGCUGGCAGCUCAAUGAGCUCCAAGUCUAACUACCUCAUUGAAAAAAAUGAAGUGUAAAAGGUAGUGUGGUAGAUAUAUGCUCCUCCAGCUGUGGACUUUCCUUUACUGUGUUCUCCUAGUAAAGACAUAACAGUAGGCAUAACACUGAGCACGUUUUAAAUCAGAGGUCCAUGUUAAAAAAAAC
Cygnus atratus (black swan) is the source of this 2855-nucleotide messenger RNA. RefSeq names its product minichromosome maintenance domain containing 2 (gene MCMDC2). The transcript is spliced from 14 exons. The coding region runs from base 1 to 2049 and encodes 682 amino acids. Gene Ontology annotation, biological process: double-strand break repair via break-induced replication. The record is from RefSeq and is a predicted model, not a curated record. Lineage: Eukaryota; Metazoa; Chordata; Aves; Anseriformes; Anatidae. Gene Ontology annotation, molecular function: single-stranded DNA helicase activity; ATP binding; DNA binding.